UCGCUAACCGUACGACCGACAUGCCGUCCCAUCGCCUGCUGAAGGGGCCGACCCUAGCCCUGGAUCUCCCCACCGACCACUACCAGCCCCUGGUCAACUGGAUGUACCUGAUGCCUGAACACGAACCUAUGCCGUCGAAGGUGAUCCCCAACCUGUGGGGCCCGUACCCCUCUACUGGCUAUUCCGCCCCCGCUUACCAGCCCAUUCCACCCACCAAGUGGCCAUCACAGCCUGAUCCCAUUGUUGAGCUGACAGAAAACUUGGCGGAACUGAGCUUAAAACAGAAGUCGACCAAACAACCUCCUGCAACAUACCUGUGCCAUCUGUGCUUUGUGACGGGGCAUUACAUCAAAGACUGUCCGAUGGCGAGGCCUAAGGGAGAAGGCCUCACACCAUACCAGGGGAAGAAGAGAUGUUUUGGUGAAUACAAAUGUCCAAAGUGCAAAAGAAAAUGGAUGUCCGGGAACAGUUGGGCAAACAUGGGACAGCAGUGUAUCAAAUGUCACAUCAAUGUGUAUCCACACAAACAGUUUCAGAGACCUCUGGAGAAGCCUGACGGCCUGGACGUGUCUGACCAGUCCAAAGUCCAUCCUCAGCACCUGUGUCAGAAGUGCAAGUAUGUGGGAUACUACUGCAGGAGGGAACUGCCUCUACAAUCCGCUAGACCAAGCGGAUAGACACUGGCUUCCUCCUUAAUAUGCGAUCAAGAAAAGACAUCGACGCAGCUGGACUGCUCUUUUUUACACAUUUUUUUACUCGAUAAGUUUUACAAUUCCAUCCAUUAUACAUUUUAUUUUUUACAGAUUUUUUAUUUUGUUUAGUGUUAAACAAUUUUAUUUCUUGUAUGUGGCGCAUAAUGCGUUCAAGAGAAAUCUACUUUUAUAUUUUAUGUACGGUGAUAAACCCGUCUAAAAGUGUAUACCUUAUUUGAUUUAAUAAAUAUUUAAAAAGGUA
Messenger RNA from Macrosteles quadrilineatus (aster leafhopper), 954 nucleotides. RefSeq names its product zinc finger CCHC domain-containing protein 24-like. Gene Ontology annotation, molecular function: zinc ion binding; nucleic acid binding. The coding region runs from base 21 to 677 and encodes 218 amino acids. Lineage: Eukaryota; Metazoa; Arthropoda; Insecta; Hemiptera; Cicadellidae. The transcript is spliced from 6 exons. The record is from RefSeq and is a predicted model, not a curated record.